GUACCGGGAGAAACCCAGGGCCAACCACGAAAGCAGCAGGUUGCGUAUGAGCUAAAGGCAAAAACAUACCUGGUGCAGCCAAACCUGCAACUGGCGGAGUAUUUUGCAGCUGUUGAAGCGACAACGGUGCCCCAGACGGCAACACCGGGCCAGCAGGAAGCCUUGAAGCAGAUGCCAACUCUUGACCACGGGCGUGCACAUGAGCGACAGAAUUAG
Molecule: messenger RNA, 216 nt
Organism: Paramuricea clavata
Lineage: Eukaryota; Metazoa; Cnidaria; Anthozoa; Malacalcyonacea; Plexauridae
Source: the annotation of a GenBank genome assembly